CUGAUUUCCUUUGGUUCGUGAUCUGUUCCUAUGGUCUCCUUUUUGUUUUGUUUGGAAGUUUGGAGUUCAGACCAAGAUUAAUCUUGCUCGUCUCAAACGAUAAGGUGGUUCCUCAAUCUACGAUCUCGACUUCCAACAAGCCUAUUGUGCUGAUCGGCAUGGAAUUUCAUCAUUUUCAGUAACGUUCUUUACUUCCCAUGGAGGCCGUAGUGUUCGAGGAUUCCCCUCUUGCGGAUUACCUCGAAGGUGGUGGAGGCCAUGAGUUAGAGCGCGCUCCAAGCCAUGAAGACGGAGACGGAGACGCCUCUUCAAAUACGUCGAGUCCCUCAUUCGCGCCCCGUGGCAAACCAACUCUGCGAUCGAAAUUUAGACACAAAUUACCUCCUCCUCUCCGCUUGGCGAUACCUGCAAAUAGUGCUGUUGCUGCUCUACACAAUACUUGCUCCAAGGCGGUCAAUUCCAGAUUAGGUCGCGCGGAUAAUGCGAGAUUUUUGGAACGAUUCCGGUACUUGAUAGUAGCUUCGCAGCUCCUAAAUGUGCACUCAUACCUAGGACAAGCAGCAUAUGUCCCUUCUCGAGAUGCGGCAGUACCCUCGCCAGAUGCUCCACAACUCGGAGCAUUUACACUUGCAGGAGUUACAAUUACAGCCUCCUUUUCUUUUGCCUUGGCUUGGUUAAUCCAUUGGGCAAAGGGCGGUGCAAGCUCGACUGCUGGAAAGGGACGGAUGGUUGUUCUAUUCGUUGUCAUAGUCCUGCUCGCAGUCACAUCGUAUGCGUAUAUGCGAAGGCAAUGGCUCCAGUACCUUCGACAACAGAGCAUCGUGGAGAUCUCGGAGUUCAUUGUCAAAGCUCACGAUUUCGACACAGCAGCUGCAGGCGCAUUAACGCUCGUCCAAGAGGUCGAGUUAGUUUCUCGUGGAUAUAGAAUAAGCAACCCCCUCCCUCCAAUAAGUCGACUCGAAGAUCGAAGCCAAUCUCGAAGAUGUGCACGGCUAAGGAAGCAACUUAGACUCUGUUUCGCCAUCGUGAUACCACGGUAUCAUCAAGGUUGUGCCAUUUUGAAGCCUUUCGCCGAAGAAAUGGACCUAGAGAAGUACUUUGACAUCUACGAUAUCAGCGACAGCGACUUCACGGAAGCAAUGGCGGGAUUUUCAGAGAAUGAAAUCGAAGAUGCCGAAUCUCUACGCGUCCUCAAGAUCCUAGCAGCGAGGUUUGAUAUCACGAGAAAGAUUUUCCUUUGCUGCUUGAUGGCAUUAGAUGCAGACGGUGGAAAGCCUGAUUUCGUUCGGUGGACCACUGCGGUUGAUGAAAUACAAGGUCUAGCUGCGGUGACAAGCGAAGCGGAGGAUCGGCUACUUCGCAUUCUCGGGGAAGAAGAGAGUUUUCCUGUACCUCCAACUCCGAAGAUUCCUUUAACACCAAGCCGGGAACGUUGGCGAGCACAGUUGCGGAAACUCAAUUCGCUUUCCUCGGGGAUCCGGGGGUUACAGGCAAAACUGCACGUGCUUCGCGAGGAAUCGGACAAGAACCUGAACGAGACAGAAGAUGUGUCGGAACUCGGCACAAAUUUGAUGAUCCAAUACGAAUCUAUUGGGAUUGAUCUGAAGGCUCUGAUGCAGGAAUGGGAAGAAGGGAAAGCCGCCUUAGCGUCUAAUAUCGACCGAAACGAACGUCGCAUUUCGUCGAUGAGUGGCAUGCUUUCCCCUACAUCUUCCCUAGGGGGCCUCACUGCUGUGGAUGAGGGCAGUGUUCUUGAUGCACUCAAAGCUUUGAAUGGCGAGUCACGAUCACGGAAUAGCAUGGACUUUAGCUCUUCUGAUGCCGAAGAAGUCUUUGAGGCUGUUGCAGUUCCACGUCAACGAAGUAAUCUGACGCGAGAAGAGCGGAUAGCGAAAAUGAAAGACGACAGGGUCAAAAGGGACUCUGUGAAGUCCAAAUCGGAAGCAAAUACAAAGAUGCUUAGGGAACUGGAGUCUGUCAUUAAUAUGCGGCCCAGAGGCAGAACAACAGCAGGCGGAAGAAUUACGUCGAUAUGAUACCCAUGCACUUGAUGAUUUCCUUUAAUUACAUGGAUUCUGCCUCUCGCUGGGGUUGAAUGAUACGCUGCGACGACGACAGGCUUUGCGAACAUAUUUUUCUCAACUGUAAUGUUACACAAGGAGCUAUAGAUAGCACGUCGCUGGAUAGCGCAAGAAUAUAAUCUAUUC
Messenger RNA from Mollisia scopiformis, 2207 nucleotides. RefSeq lists its product as uncharacterized. Gene Ontology annotation, cellular component: plasma membrane. Gene Ontology annotation, molecular function: myosin binding. The record is from RefSeq and is a predicted model, not a curated record. Gene Ontology annotation, biological process: cell-cell adhesion. The transcript is spliced from 5 exons. Lineage: Eukaryota; Fungi; Ascomycota; Leotiomycetes; Helotiales; Mollisiaceae. The coding region runs from base 198 to 2036 and encodes 612 amino acids.